GGCGCCCAGCGAGGAGCCGCUCGUGUCCCGGCUGGAGGGGGUGACCCUGCCCUCCCGCCUGCCUGGGCCCCUGCCCGUGAGGAGAUGUGCCCAGGAGCUCCAGCUGCCUGUUCAUGAGUGGCCACACACGGGCCCUGUGGGGCAGUUUGAUGUGGGUGUGGUAGCAUCGUUUGGACGUCUCCUGAGUGAGGACCUCAUUCUGCAGUUCCCAUAUGGCGUGCUGAACAUCCAUCCCAGCUGCCUCCCGCGGUGGCGUGGUCCUGCACCAAUAGUCCACACAGUGCUUCAUGGUGAUAAAGUGACUGGGGUGACAAUUAUGGAAAUAAGACCAAAAAGGUUUGAUGUAGGUCCAAUUAUUAAGCAAGAGGAGUUUGCUGUUCCUCCCCGCUGCACUGCAAAGGAGCUGGAAGGGAUGUUAUCAAAGAUGGGCGCAAACAUGCUGAUAACAGUUUUGAAAAACUUGCCUGAAAGUUUAAAAAAUAAAAAGGAGCAACCGAAAGAAGGAGUGACCUUCGCUCCUAAAAUAUCCAUAGCUAAGAGUUGUAUAAAGUGGGAAGAGCAAACAGCUGCACAAAUAAUUCAACUGCAUCGUGCAAUAGGAAGUAUGUAUCCUCUGCAGACACUCUGGAAGGGUGCUACUGUUAAACUUCUGGAUUUUGUGGAAGUGGAUACUAUCCCUGGGUUUUCAGAUCGGAUAUUCAAUGUCUGUGAAGCUGUUCCUGGUUCACUACUCUACCAUAAAGUCUCCCAAACACUGAUCGCUCGUUGCAAGGAAGGCUGGGUUGGAAUCAAAACGGUCGUAUUAAAGAAGCAGCUUACAGCAGUUGACUUCUACAACGGAUACAUGCACUCUUGGUUCCAGCAGAACUCAAGAACAGUUCAUCAGGAAUGUAGAUUUCAAACACUCGAACUUAGCACGGCAAAAAAGACUCUGAAAGAGAGGGAAAUGUUGACGCAGGACAUAAAACGAUAG
Molecule: messenger RNA, 973 nt
Organism: Apaloderma vittatum (bar-tailed trogon)
Lineage: Eukaryota; Metazoa; Chordata; Aves; Trogoniformes; Trogonidae
Gene: MTFMT
Product: mitochondrial methionyl-tRNA formyltransferase
Exons: 8
Biological process (GO): conversion of methionyl-tRNA to N-formyl-methionyl-tRNA; biosynthetic process
Cellular component (GO): mitochondrion
Molecular function (GO): methionyl-tRNA formyltransferase activity
Source: RefSeq, a predicted model, not a curated record